GCCGCUUCGGGCAACGCCGCGCUCCUUGCGCCGGCACCCGGCCCUAAUGAUGACGCAGCCGACGCGCGUGCCCCGGCCCGCCGCCGCAACCGCCGUGCCGGCGGCGGCGACGGCGCCGUCGCAGGCGCGCCGGUGCCCGCACGGGGGCCGGCAAUCGCAGCUUCCGCGCAGCUGCUGGCGCCCGCCGGGUUCAAGGGCGGUCCGGUCAUCGUCAACGCCUCGCCUAGGUGGCGCCCGUCUGCGGCGGCAGCGGCGGCGCCCCCAGUGGCCUGA
Molecule: messenger RNA, 273 nt
Organism: Monoraphidium neglectum
Lineage: Eukaryota; Viridiplantae; Chlorophyta; Chlorophyceae; Sphaeropleales; Selenastraceae
Exons: 1
Source: RefSeq, a predicted model, not a curated record